Dimorphilus gyrociliatus is the source of this 1492-nucleotide messenger RNA. NCBI's taxonomy places the organism in Eukaryota, Metazoa, Annelida, Polychaeta, Dinophilidae. The record is from the annotation of a GenBank genome assembly.
GGCAUUGCCAUAUUCGCCUUGGACGUGAGUUUGUUCUCUUAGACUUGGCCGCAGGAAUGCUUAAAUUCACAUUAUCAAUCCUCCUUGUCCUGUUGGCUUCCACGCACACUAAUUGUGAAACCUUAUGCUCCGAUAUAUGCGAGGCAAAUUUUCCCACGGCCGAAGCUGCAGCUUGUAUUAAGGAAUGCGAUUUGAAAGAAACUGAAAUCUUAAAACAUCUUCAAUCCGAAGAUUUGAACGAACGUAAACGAGCUCUAUCUUCUUUUGUUAGGAUUGGCCGAGCUUUAAGCUCCUUCGUAAGAAUUGGCAGAAAUCCUGAAAAAAGACUAAGCUCUUUCGUACGAAUUGGAAAGAGCCAACCGGUAAAGGAAAUGAAUAAUUUUGUAGGAAUAGAUGAUGGAUUGAAUGAGAAAGCAAAGAGAAUGAGCAGUUUUGUUAGAAUUGGAAAGAACGUAAAUCUUGACGACGAAAAAGAAAAGAGAAUGAGCUCAUUCGUCAGAAUUGGUAAGAGACCAAUGAGCAGUUUUGUCAGAAUCGGAAGGAGUACCAAAUAAGGAAUAUAACUGUAUGUUGAUGUUGUAAAGAGAAUAUUUACUUUCAAAUGUAAAAAAAAUGAACAAUCAGUUCUAAUUUUUUUCGCUUCAAACAGUUUGUUUUUUUUUUCUUUAAAAAAAAAAACUAUAAAAAAUGAGAAGAAAAAGAAAGAAAAGUAUAUUUUCACAAGAUUUACUUAUUAUUCAAAUAGCACAAUAUAAAAUAAAGAACAACAACCAAACAACAAAAACAAAACAACAAAGAAACAAGUAAAUAAAAUUCAAUUUAGAGACAAUUUUUUUUAUCCCUAUUCAAUUUUCAAUCUAUGCUUUUUCUAUAUAUAUACUUUUUGUUUUAAUUCUCUUCUUCUCUUUCUUCUUCUUCUUCUUCUUCUUCUUCUCCAUUUUUUUAAACAAUUCAUGAAUUUAUCUUUCCUUUGCUCUUUAUUUAUUUGUUUGUAUACAAAUUCAAGAACAAACAAAAACUAUCAGACAACAGAUGAAAAACAAAGGAGACUUGAAUGUUAGAAACUGUACGAAGCCUUCAUCAAUUAAAAAUUAUUAUUUAUUACUGUUAUGUAAUCCAAUUUUCAAAUAUGCAUGUAGCGAGCAUGUAUUGAACAAUAGCCUAAGUACAUAUAUACUAUGUACAGUAUAUAUAUAUAUGUAUAUAUAUAUAAACUGUAUAUAUAUAUAUAUAUAUCCGUAUAAACGAUUCCAUUACCCAAUUUUAAAUAAAAUUCCAAGUGUGAUGAUGCAGACCAAAUCUUAGCUUCGGCAGCUAAAUAUACGACAUGAUAUACAAUUUUGAUAUAUUUCUAUAUUGUAUAUUGUUAGUUAAGUAAAGAAUUGCGUAAUAAUUCUAUGAAUCCUGGAUUAACGUUUUAAACGGUAAAACUAUAUUUAACUAGGUUUUUGGUUUUUUUUCCUUUUUUGCUUGGAUCGUCAAAUAAAUUCUA